Neopelma chrysocephalum (saffron-crested tyrant-manakin) is the source of this 2382-nucleotide messenger RNA. RefSeq names its product cytosolic phospholipase A2 epsilon-like. Gene Ontology annotation, biological process: glycerophospholipid catabolic process. Gene Ontology annotation, cellular component: cytosol. Gene Ontology annotation, molecular function: calcium-dependent phospholipid binding; calcium ion binding. Lineage: Eukaryota; Metazoa; Chordata; Aves; Passeriformes; Pipridae. Bases 1 to 2382 code for a protein of 793 amino acids. The record is from RefSeq and is a predicted model, not a curated record. The transcript is spliced from 19 exons.
AUGGGUGUGCUGGGAAGGCUGACUAACAGGGUAGAGAGAUUACAAUAUAUCUUUUCCAAUACAGUUAGUCAAACCGAUUGCUAUGUAAGCCUGACCUUGCCCACUGCUUCCCCUGAGACUGUCCGGACCAAAACCGUCAUGAACUGCAGAGAUCCAGUGUGGAAUGAAACAUUUUGCUUCAGGAUCCAGAGCCAAGUAAAAAAUAUUCUUGAGAUGAAAGUCUAUGAUGAAAAUGCAGUCACUAAAGAUGACCUCCUCUUCACUGUUCUCUUUGAUAUUGCUAAAAUCCAGCUUGGAGAAACUGUUCGCUUGACUUUUCAGCUGAAUCCAAAGACACAGGAGACGUUAGAGGUUGAGUUUACAUCUGAGAGCAUUCCAGUGCCUCCUGAAAAGCUUGUCACUAAUGGUGUAUUAGUGGCUCGUGAAAUUUCCUGCUUGGAAGUCCUGGUGGACAACAGAUGGAUGAAGAAAGAAACUUCAGAAAAAGACUUCUUGUUUUCAGUGAAGGGAUCCUAUGAAGAGAGCCAGAUACUGUCUCUGGGCUCUUUCUGGCAACCUGUGAAGUCCCUGAACUUUCAUUACAUCAAGUACAACCUGUCAGAGCUGCACAUGGCUCUGGCAGAGAAGUCUCAUUUCUACUCGUGUACUUCAGGUGAAAAGAAAAAAGACUGUCAUGCAUCCCUCACUAUUCCUCUGGAUUCACUUCCAUUCAAUGAGAAAGUGGCAGUAGCAAAGGAUGAGACAAUCAAUUUACAUAUGAAAUCAAAUGACUGGUCACGAAACUUAGAUGUUCGUUUGGAGUUUGAUCUGUGUAAGGAGGAGAAAAAUUUCCUACAGAAAAGGAAGAAGUUUGUGGCUUCUGCUCUGAAAAAAGCACUUCAUUUAGAGCAAGACCUUCAAGAUCAUGAGGUACCAGUUGUAGCAGUCAUGACAACAGGAGGUGGCACCCGGGCACUGACAUCUCUGCUAGGCAACCUGUUGGGUCUUCAAAAGCUGGGUCUCUUGGAUGCUAUUUCAUACAUCACUGGGUCGUCUGGUUCAACAUGGACUUUGUCACAUUUGUAUCAGAGCACUGAGUGGUCACAUAAGGAUCUAUCCAGACCGAUUGGUGAAGUCCGCAGACAUAUGACCAAAUGCAAGCUAAGCUGCUUUUCCCUGGAAAGCUUGAAAUACUAUGCCAAGGAGCUAAAACUGCGGAAGCAAGAGGGUUACCAGAUCUCUAGUGUUGAUUUCUGGGGGCUUCUUCUGGAAAAAGCAUUAAGUGAUGGGAAAAAUAACCACAAACUCUCAGAUGAGCGACAGGCAUUGAGUCAGGGUCAAAAUCCCCUACCUAUCUACAUGAUCCUGAACAUCAAGGAAGACUACAGCCUUUCAGAGUUCAAAGAAUGGGUGGAGUUCACCCCUUAUGAGGUCGGGUUCUUAAAAUAUGGUGCCUUCAUUCGCGCAGAGGAUUUUGGCAGUGAGUUCUUCAUGGGUCGCCUUAUGAAGAAGCUCCCAGAAUCCCGCAUUUGUUUCAUGAAAGGUCUAUGGAGCAAUGUCUUUUCCUACAAUCUUUUGGAUGCUUGGCAUUCGUCAAAUCCUACAGAAAGGCGCUCACUGAGGUGUACCCAAUACAAGGCUGUUGAUGUUGAUGAACCCUCUCCACCAGAUGGGAGCCAUGAGUUGGAGACUUACUUAGUGACCCCUGAGUGUGGCGUCGUGGGCAUUAUUCGGCGGCUGCUGACAGAGCGGGUGAUUUUUUCGAAGUUCUACAACUUCCUGAAGGGGUUCCAAAUGCACAAUGCAUACCUUCAAAGCAAAAACUUCUGUAUGUGGAAAGAUACUGUACUAGAGCAUUUCCCCAACCAGCUGACAGAAACAGCAGAGUUCAUGUGCCUGGCAGACACGGCAGGAUACAUCGAUAUUAGCUAUCCACCACUCAUGAGGUCGGAGAGGAAAGUGGAUGUUGUCCUGCACUUAAACUAUUCUUCAGGAUCACAGACACUGCCUUUGGAAGAAGCCUCCAAGUACUUCCAAAAACAGGGAAUCCCAUUUCCCAAAAUCCACAUGAGUGAAGAAGAAAAGAAAAAUCUAAAAGAGUGCUACAUCUUUGAAGACACAGAGACCCCAGAGGCACCAACAGUGGUGUUUUUCCCACUGGUGAAUGACUCCUUCAGAAAAUACAAAGAGCCAGGUGUGGAGCGCAGCCCUGCUGAGAUGGCGCAGGGCAACGUCGAUGUUUCUACCAUUUUUUCCCCCUACUGCUUAAACAGCUUUACCUACACAGGGGAGGACUUUGACAAGCUGAUAGAACUGACCAGCUACAAUAUUCAGAACAACCAACACCUGAUCCUUCAGGCUUUGAAUUCAGCCAUAGAGCAGAAACGACAGUGCAAAAAAUAA